Molecule: messenger RNA, 1976 nt
Organism: Phoenix dactylifera (date palm)
Lineage: Eukaryota; Viridiplantae; Streptophyta; Magnoliopsida; Arecales; Arecaceae
Product: pentatricopeptide repeat-containing protein At2g27800, mitochondrial
Molecular function (GO): mRNA binding; protein binding
Source: RefSeq, a predicted model, not a curated record
AACAGAAGACUUUCGUAUCGUUUCUUAACCCAGCAACCUGCAACAAGAAUUCGAAGGUAAACAAUAAGAGAGUCGACCAAAACCAAGUCAGGACCAAUAGAAGAAAGACGAAACAAGGACCGAUUCCCAUCGUAACCAACUGCAUCCAAGCUCGUUACAAACCACGGCCGUGAUUCCCGGUCCGAGCUUCCCAUUCGUAUGAGCCGGGUCCUGCGACUCCGGUCCGGUCACCAGCCCAACCACCCUCGUCCCGGUCCACUACAUAACUCGUCGCCGUACCGCCGGCAGGCGGCAGCCAAAGGAUCCCUCUCUUGCUCUGGAAACUAUCGAAGAGAGAUGAGUCGGGUUCUUCUCAGCCAUCGCUGGAGAAAUCUCUACUCUUCCACCAGAUUCAUCCUCUCCUCCUUCCACUCUCCAUCCACUCCACAACCAAUCUCAUCCCAUCCCAAAAUCCUAACCCUAAUUUCCCCCAUUGCACGUCCCGAUUCACUUCCCACCUUCCCCUACUCCACGACCAGAUCCAGGCGAAUCCCGCGAAGUAAACGAUCCAAGCGAGCCCCGCCGCCCGUAGACCAAGCCCAGAUCGACCGCGCCAUCUCCGAGCUCCCCGCGCGCUUCACCUCCGCCGACCUCGCCGCCGCCCUCGCCCGCCACCCAGACCCCUGCCUUUGCCACGAACUCCUCCUCGCCGCCCUUCGCCAUCCCCGUUUCCGCGGUCCCGCCCCCGCCGCCGCCGCAAACGACGACGACGACGAUCAUCUCUCCCCCUUUCUCAUCACCAUCAAGAAGCUUGGCGCCGCGCGUCUCUACCGCGAGAUGGACGCCGUCACCUCGCUCGUCCUCUCCCUUCCCUCCCUCCGCCUCUCCGAGCCCUUCUUCAACACCAUUAUAUAUUUCUAUGCCGAGGGCCGCAUGCUCUCCAAGGCCAUCUAUGUCUACAAGCGCAUGCGCGCCGCCGGCGACCCCACCGCCCGCCCCACCUCCCGGACCUACAACCUCCUCUUCGCCGCCCUCCUCGGCCGCGGUGCCAACUCCUACAUCCAUCACGUCUACAUGGACUCUGUCCGCGCCCUCUUCCGCCAGAUGCUCGACUCCGGCGUCGCCCCCGACGUAUUCGCCCUCAACUCUCUCAUCAAGGGCUACGCCAGCUCACUCCACCUCAACGACGCCCUCCGGGUGUUCCACCAGAUGGUUCCGGUGUACCGCGUCGAGCCUGACGAGAACACGUACAGCUGUUUGAUUCAUGGCCUCUGCGCGCAGGGGCGGACAAAGAAUGCGAGCGAGUUGUGGGCGGAGAUGAGGGGGAAGGGAUUGGCGCCCAGCGGGAGGGCGGCGAAUUCGAUAGUGAGCGCGCUAGCGAUGGCUGGGGAAGUGGCGGAGGCGGUGGAGAUGAUGUGGGAGGUGGCGUGGAUCGGGCGGGCGGUGGACGGAAUCACGUGCCGGACGCUGCUGGAGGAGAUUUGCCGGCAGGAGAGGGUCGGCGACGCGGUGGGGCUGUUGAGGGAGAUGCACGAGAAGGAGUUGGUGGACGGGAGGAUGUACCGGGAGCUGCUGCAUGGGAUUCAGGAUGAGUUUGGUGAUAGUUUAGAUGGUGGUGGCAAUUGAUCGAGAAGAAAGCACCGAGAGAAACCUCUCCUCUGUUCAGGAUGAGUUUAGAUGGUCGGCUCUGUUCAUUGGGGCAUUUUCGCAAACAGAUGCGGGUCGGCGAAAUGGACCGAGCGGAAGGUUAUUUGAUGAAACUGGCUGAAGUUGCAGUGACCGAGGGGAGUGAUUCGGUGGAAAGUUAUUGCACACAGUUUGGCGAGGUGGCUGGAGGACAAUAAUGUAUAGGUGUAAAAUGAGACCACCGCCGGAAUGGAAGAACAGCUGUGAAGGUUGUAAUUUAUAAUUUUUAUAUUCUUUUUUAUGUUUGGAAAUAUUUAUGAGAAAUUUACACAUUUAUGUUUGAAGACCUGAAACAACCCACUUAAAUAAGC